AGGUAACUGCAGAUUCGACACCAAUCGCCUGUGUACAUAGCAAAUCAGCCGCCUUUGUAGGUAGAAUUGUACUUCGCUAUGAGAGGAAUACUUUGGAGAAAAUUGGCAGACUUUUGCAGUUGCACUGAGGUUUGUUUUUAUUAGGUAUGGCCUGACUCAAGAGCUGCCCGCAAUGGGGAAGGAGAAGAAGUGCAUUCUGUGUGAGAUUGUUUACAGCUCCAAGCAGGAGAUGGAUGAGCACAUGAGGAGUAUGUUGCACCACAGAGAGCUGGAAAACCUUAAGGGCCGAGACUGUGGCCACGAGUGCCGGGUGUGUGGGGUGAAAGUGGCGGGUCUGACCAACUACGCUGACCACAUCUCCAGCCCCAUCCACAAGCAGCGCGUGGAGGCGCACGAGCAGCAGACCAGAGGCAGUGACCAGGAGGAGGAGUACUUCGACAAGGAGCUGGUGAUGCUCAUCGAGAAGCGCAAGGAGCUCAUAAGGCUUCAGGAAGCUGCAGCCAAAAAGGAGCGCGAGGAAGAGGAGAAGCGGAAGCAGCAGGAGCAACAGAUGCGCCGUGGCUCAAAGCCAUGGCAUCGCCAGAACAGGGCGUCGUGGGACUGGAACUUCUCCGACGUACCGCCGCCCCCUAGAGGUUGGUGGGGGGACAUGUCAAGUUGGCAGAAGGCAUGGGGAGGCGGCAGCAGCAGCAAUUGCGACCGGGGCAGCCGGCAACACCACCAAAGCAGGCAAAGUAAAAGUGCAACAUGGCACGCAGAAGUGGCCCCGAACUUCCAGCAGUGGGACCCAGCAGCUUACUCUGGGCAAGGUGGCGGCAGAUCGAGUGACUACAGGGGAGAUCCUGAGCAUACCAGGGGUAAGAACCGGAGUGGCAGGGACGGAGGAAACAGUAGAGAGAAUAGCCAGUAUACGUGGCGGCGAUCCAAAGAGUCUGUCCAGGCGGGACAGCAGCAGUCCGAGUCCUCUAGGAAUCCCACCAGUAAACCCCUCAAAGCAUAUAAGUCAGUGCAGUCACUAGGAAGGGACACUAACCCAAAGUAUUCCCACGGGCAGGAUGGCCCAAGGAAGGGCUACCAGAGCAGGGAAGGCUCUAGUGGAGAACAGGACCGAAACAAGGGACCUGCAUCUCAGAAGGUAGACAAGCAGUAUCGCUGGGCGCCAUACCCACCAGCCAAAGUCAGUGACAUACCGUCUUUACUGGACGUCCAGAGUUCCUCCAUGGAGACUGGUCCAGGCCAGUGGCAUUCGCGAUCGGGACAGCACUCUAGACAGCAUCAGCCCUCGGAUCAUCACAAGAGUGAGCACAAAUAUAGAAAGAACAGGCUGAGUUUCAGCGGCAGCGCCAGCGAGAGCCCCAGCACCACGUCGAGCAGCAGCAGCAGCAGCAAGAGGGCCGAGAGGCCAGCGGAGCACGCCGACAGAACUCCUCCCGCCUCGUCCCCCAGGACCAACCUCAGUCGCGCGUCCAGCCAGGACUCGGUCCACCUCAGGUCGUCCAGGCGCCAGGAGUCCGGAGGCUCUAGACCCGCAUCAAGAAGCCCCAGCUCCGCUGCAGAGCAAGAGCGCCUGCUCUCCGACAUGCUGAGACGAGCCAAAGAGGCCCUUCUGGACAAGAGUCCCGUCGCACAGCUCUGGGUUCCCCGAGAGAAGCGCAUGGACUCGCCACCGCACUUCCAGGAGCUUGAGGACUGCGUGCCAAGCAGCCAGACCAAGGCUGCCGACCACCAAGACCAGGGACAGGGCGCCGAUGGUCAGGUUGAACUGCCCGACUAUGAGGAAGACUCUGUUGCUGAUCCGUGCCCACCGGGCACCAGGUAUGCCUCCAGCCAGACCGAGUCCCAGUCCUUGCAGUCAGUCCAAGUCAGCACGUCUACUGCUGACCGAGAGGAGGAGGAAGUGUUGAAACCUGAAGUGGAGGAUACCAUGGUUACGACAGAAGAUCAGGUGUCUCAUGUGGAGGACAAGGGUUUGGGCUCUGACGGUAACACGCCGAGAGAGGACACAAGCGCCGAGACCAACCCUGACGGUUAUGCCACAGUGCCCAGUCUGAGCAAGUUGGCGCUGCCCGCUUGCCUCAAGCGAGACCUGAACCGGCACAUCGGCACCAAAGGGAAGGCUGGUCCCGGGCACGAGCCCAAUCUGAACAUCGCGCGGCGCAUCCGCAACGUGAGUGGCACGCGCAAGAGCGAAUCGGAGAAGGACUCCAGUCUAAAGCCCGGGCUGAAGCCCAUCCUGAGAGAGCUCAUCAGCUCCACAGGGGCGCGACGCAACGUCAACUGGGACCAGGUGUACCAGGAGGUCAGCAGGAAGAAGCAGGAGAAAGGCAAAGGUCUACCCAGGUUUGGCAUCGAGAUGGUGUCGAGCGAGCAAGAGAGUGCUGCCCAGGGGGAGGGGGACGAGCCCCUGUGCGAAGGCUACCAGUGGGACUCCCUGCUGGCUCCACUUCCAUCCCGCAAGCGCAGCCUGUCGGAGAGCAGCGUCGCCCCCGACCGCACCGCCACCACCCUGUCGCUCUUCUCCACGCCCAGCGAGAGCGUCCGAGACCCCAGGCCAAGCUGCAGCCUGCAGUCUGACCCAAGACCCAUAGAAAUCCCAGAGCAGGACUUCGCCGAGCUGCCCCAGGGUCCGGCCCCGCCCCCCGCCCCGGUGCAGGUGGAGGUGGAGGUGGUCGGCCUGGCGCCGGAGUCUGUGGAGGGAGACAGCAGCUGCAUGUCAGGAACGGAGAUGAACGAGAGUCCCGCCGGAGGCAAAAAGAGACGCGCCGCAGGGGAGGUUCCUGCUGUAGAAAUGGCAUGUGCCGAGAGAAACAAUAAGAGAAGGAAACUCAAGGGCAAGAAAGACCGUUGUCAUGUGGACCAGUUACUGGCCGUGUCUCUCCGAGAGGAGGAGCUGAACGGCUCUCUGCAGACAGUGGACCAAAGUCUGAUCCAGGCUCGUGCUGCCCUGCAGGCUGCAUACAUGGAGGUCCAGCGCCUCCUAGUGGUCAAACAGCAGGUUACAAUGGAGAUGAGCACGUUGAGAACUAGGCGCAUUGAAAUCCUGAAGGGGAUGCAAGAUGACAUGCAACACUCGAGUUCGCCGAGAGGAGCAGGUAGCACAGCGGCCAUCUCCGCCGCAGUCUCCUCCCCUUUCUCCCCGCUGCCCGAGACGGUCGCCUUUGGCCAGAGCCAGCCCGUGUGCCCGAAGCGCGCAGCCCCCCCCUCGCCCCUGUCCCCCGCCCAGCCCACCCCCACCACCACCACCACCACCACCACCACCCAGCCCAUCGUGAUCAAGCUGGAGCCGCUGUCCCCCACCAGUCGUGUUGAGGAGCCAGCGGCGGCCCGCAGCCCCGUGCCCAACCUCCACAGCACCACGCCAGAGCUGCCCACCUUCACCACCCCGCCACACUCAGGGCUAGACCUCGAGUCCACAUCGGUCCAGAUGGUGGAGCUUCGCCAGUCGAGCACUGACCUCAGCGCCGCCCUGUCCAGCUGCGCUCCGAUGGCCCAGACGUCCGCCGCCUCCAGCCGCCGGAGCUCGCGCUCCCUGGACACCACCACGCCCGCGCCCCUCUGCCCGCCCCUGUGCCCGCCCCCGCCGUGCCCGCUGGACGCGCAGCCUAAGGGCGUGAAGAAGGUGCGCAAGCUGAAGAAGAAGCGCAUGCUGCGCCAGGCCCAGGGCGCCAGCCCGCCCGCCGACCACAGCGACUCGGAGACCGAGGGCGAGUCGGUGGCGUCCAGGACGCGCAUGCGCAAGCUGCGGCCCCGACGACGGUCCGGCGGCUCCCUGGUCAGCACCUCCACGCCGCCGUCCACCGACAAGCCGCAGGACGAGGAGAUCAACAACAACAACAACAACGACGACGCCACCACCACCAAGGGCAGCAACGGCAAGGCUGGGGAGUCGGCCGAGAUGUUGGCGGCGGUGGAGACCUCUCCACCUCCUCCUCUUCCUGCUCUUCCUCCACCCAUCGAGCUGAAGCUGUGCGACUCCGACUCCUCGGACCUGGAGGUGGUGGAGCUGGGUCAGGGGAGAGCCGGCGAGGUGAUCAGCAUCGACAUGUCGGACCAAGAGGACGUGAAGAUGGAGAUGGAGGAGGAGGAGACGGCGGCGGCUGUCACGGUCACGGUCACUCCUCUAGCCAACGCGGUGGCGCCUGCUGAAGUGUGCAUGAAGGAGGAGAUGCAGAAGGUGGCCUGUAAUGAAGUGACCUCCACCAGCGAGAUGCCAAAGGCCAGCAUCACCAUCAAGACCGACGAGAAAUACUCAGCAGUCUUGGCUGGGAAGAUGCGCAAAGGUUCAGCAGAUGUGGAGGGGGCAGAGGAGCGUCCAGAUCCCACGGAGGGUGCGUUCGAGGGCCACCAGGAGGCCGUACACGACAUGCAGAUCCACGAGGGCCUGCUCUACACCUGCUCCGGCGACAGGACCAUCCGGGCCUUCUGCCUCACCACUCGUCAGUGCGUCACUGUGUUUGAGGGCCACAGCUCCAAGGUGAACUGCAUCCUGCUGUCGUCAGGACCUGGUUUGGCUCCGCGCCUGUACUCCGGCUCCAGUGACCAGACUGUCCGCUGCUACAGCCUCAGGACGCGUGAGUGUGUGGAGCAGCUGUCUCUCCCAGACCGCGUUCUCUGCCUGCACAGCCGCUGGAAGACGCUGUUUGUGGGCCUGGCCAACGGAUCCGUGGUGACCUAUAGUCUCAAGACCAAUCGGCAGCUGGAAGUGUUUGAUUGCCACGGGCCCCGGGCGGUGAGUUGCCUGGCGACGGCACAGGAGGGCGUGAGGCGGAUUCUGCUGGUGGGUUCCUACGACAGCACCAUCAGCGUCCGAGACGCCAAGAACGGACUGCUCCUCCGCACGCUGGAGGGACAUUCCAAAACUGUGCUCUGCAUGAAGGUGGUGAACGAUCUGGUCUUCAGCGGUUCCAGUGACCAGUCUGUCCAUGCACAUAACAUCCACACAGGGGAGCUGGUGCGCAUCUACAAAGGCCACAGCCAUGCGGUCACCGUGGUGGCCAUCCUGGGCAAGGUGAUGGUGACGGCCUGCCUGGACAAGUUGGUGCGAGUCUACGAGCUUCAGUCUCAUGAUCGGCUGCAAGUGUAUGGUGGACACUCGGACAUGGUGAUGUGUAUGGUCAUACACAAGAGUAUGAUCUACACGGGUUGUUAUGACGGGAGUGUGCGAGCUGUGAAACUCAAUCUGAUCCAAAACUACCGCUGCUUGUGGCACGGCUGCUCUCUGAUCUUCGGUGUGAUGGAGCACCUCCAGCAGCACCUGCUCCAGGACCACGCUGCGCCGGGCCUGCAGAUGCUCAAGUGCCGCUGGAAAAACUGUGACGGCUUCUUCAGCGCUCGCAACGGCACCAAGCAGGGCCUUGAAAAGCACAUGCAUAAACACGCAGAGGAGGACAGCAGGAUGGAGGCGUGAGGGCCCUACGUUGAGGUCCAACAGGAGUAGCAGCGUCGCUGUUUACCCCCCCACACCCCCCCCCCACACACACCCUCACGCUACGUUUCCCAUAUUGGGAAGAUCCCAGAGCAAACUCACAGCUGGAGCUCUCGCUCCUUCAGCUGGUGUGUCUGUCAUCAGACACUUAACAGUCUCCACUGAGAAGGGGAAUUCAAUGGUAGACCAUGGCAACACCAGGUCGUAACGAGGGCAGCUGACCAAGAGAAAUGUAGUACAGAUCCAUUUUUAGGCCCAAUUAAUAAGACCUCAUUGGAUGAUGCAGCUAGAGGGCAGAUUUCUUUUUUUUUUUUUUUUUAAUCUUGUGAGAAAAGAAAUCCAUUUUUAAAAAUAAUAGCAGCAAUAACUGCUUUUGUCAAGAACAUGAAGUCUUGCCUUCUCAGUGGAGUUGUUGGUGUUCUGGUUUCCAAAACUUCACUUGUUCUCAAUCUUGAUAUUUUCCAUGUCUCUACAUGUCCUCCUCCUCUAUUUCCUCUCUGUGGGAGAAUGGCCAGAGCCAGCACUUUCUACUGCCAUAGCAACUCUGCCCGUUUCUCAUGAAAAGGGAUGUUGUGUACCGAUUUCUGGACAGUCUGUGUUACGUCUGGACAAUCAGUGUUCAGUCUGAUCUUUUUCCAACAUAAGUUGAUUCUUAUCUUAUCACGAUUAUGUUCAUGUGAAAGAUUAAAAGAUUUACUGACCAAAAGAAAAAAAAAAGAGAAGAGAGAGAAAAAAAAACGACGACGAAAGAAGAUGAUUGUUGUUUAAUGACAGAAACGUUCAGGACCAGGUUGAAGAUAUUGCUCUCCCAGCUGCACCCACUCACUUUAUCAACAUUUGAUUUUGUUUCUUUUGUUUUGUUUUGUUUUAUUCUUCCGUGUGAUAGUCCAUCCUGAAAUUACUCAUAUGGCAUGGGUUUAGGGAUAUGUCUGUAGUUGGGAGUAUUUUGGGUUGUGAGUGACAGCAUGGUACUUGUGUAUGUUGUUGAGCAACUAUGUUGUGUCUUUAUGCAGGGCUAGGGUUAGUGGCACCUCGUGGAGAGGUUAUAGGAACUCCCAGAGGUGCUCAGAGGGUGAGGUUUGGUUUUAUUUGCACACCCACCUCCCCUGAUUUUUCCCCCCCUAAGUGGUCUUUCUCAAAUACAGUAAAAUACUGCAUAGGUUUGUUGUCAUUCAUAUUUUGAGUUGAAUUUUCUUUUUAAGCCAAACUGUCACUUACCAAGACUUUUAUGAGGUAAACGUUUAAUUUUUUGAGUGCCUCUAAGUUGAGCGAAGUGGUAGUAGUGUUCUUGUUUUGCCAUUGAUGUACGGUUGCUCACCGGAAAGGAAGCACGAAGGCCUGAGGUGCACUGUGCUGUGAUACCAGUCUGUGGUUUUACUUUUACGAGGGACUUGAGUUUGAAGUGAAGGCGUCCAGAGAAAUGGCACUUUUUGCUUAUCCAGGGCGUGAAAACUGUGUGUGUGUGUGUGUGUGUGUGUGUGUGUGUGUGUGUGUGUGUGUGUGUGUGUGUGAGUGUGUUUGUGUUUGAGUUUAAGCACCACAUUUAACUUGUGGUGAUGUUUCAUGACUUGCGGUUUGUAUCAGUGGAAUGAGAGAAUUUUCUUUCUGUGUAUUUCUACAUUUUCGGGGUGAUUGUUUUUGUAUGUGGUCGGAUUUUUACUUUGGUUUUGUUUUCUUGUUUCUUUUUUAUUUGUUUUAUUAUUAUUAUUAUUAUUAUUGUUAUUAUCAUAAUUUUGUUGGUAGUGGACGUGUGGAAUGACACGGCUUGGCUCUGUGCCAGCAGGAAGGCAUUUCUAGCUGUGUAGUGUUUGUGAUGGAGGUUGUCAGUGGAGGUGAUUUUAAAGGGAAGUGGUUGGAAGUACAAAGUACCAGGAUCCCCUCCCAUGCCAUAUCUCACCCGGCAACUAACACGUACAUACACAAACGCAUAACAGUGGCCUACAAAUCUGCCACCACACACAAUGGUUGGGCUUUACUGCCACCAUUAACUAGCUAUAUAUGGACACAGUCUCACUUGGAGUCAUUCUUUACGUGGCCUUUUAAAAGAGCGCUGUUUCAAAACAACCGGUGUCCACCUCUAGCGCAUUCUUAAUUACUUGUCACAGGGUUUGACAGCAUGUCUUGCAACUGUUUUUUUUUCUUUCUUUUUUUCUAUAUUAUUCCCAGAGACCCCAAAAAUUAACCCUGAGAUUUAGGGGUAUUUUCUGUUGAGGUUUUUUAUUUUAUUUUUUUUUCUGGUGUGUAGCGCUGGGAUGAGCAUUCACUCUAUCUCUCAACAAGAGCUCCUGAGUUUCUUCUUUCACUGACUUUAGUUCAUAAAAUGCUGUGAACUUAUAACAUGUUUUUGUAAGACGUUAACAGUUGAGAGAUUUUAAAAAAAGACUGGAAUAAAACAAAUUUGCAGCA
Molecule: messenger RNA, 7831 nt
Organism: Sardina pilchardus (European sardine)
Lineage: Eukaryota; Metazoa; Chordata; Actinopteri; Clupeiformes; Clupeidae
Gene: znf106a
Product: zinc finger protein 106a
Exons: 22
Coding region: 173-5407 (1744 amino acids)
Biological process (GO): insulin receptor signaling pathway
Cellular component (GO): membrane; cytosol
Molecular function (GO): SH3 domain binding; RNA binding
Source: RefSeq, a predicted model, not a curated record